Ornithodoros turicata is the source of this 4899-nucleotide messenger RNA. RefSeq lists its product as uncharacterized. NCBI's taxonomy places the organism in Eukaryota, Metazoa, Arthropoda, Arachnida, Ixodida, Argasidae. Bases 81 to 2984 code for a protein of 967 amino acids. The record is from RefSeq and is a predicted model, not a curated record. The transcript has 22 exons.
CUGUUGCCACUCCUCCUUUCACCGUGUAACAGGAGCUGUUGGCCGCUUCGGGCAGGCCUCCCUCUCGAAAUUGCCAAAACAUGCUUGACAUCACGAGCAAGCUAAUUUUACACCGCCUCAACGUGACUUGGGCAAUGAUGGCGGAAAGUGUGGAUAAGUUCCUCUACACAGACGAAACGAAAGAGAUGGUGGACGUCGUGAAUGUGAUGCUCGUAGCAUGGGUGGUGUUAGGCCUUCUGGUUUACCUCGUCGGGACGUUCGUUGCGAACCGGCUCGCGCGCGGUCGGCCGCCGCAGCUGGUUCCCACGAAGCCCACCGUACCGCAAGCGACGGGUGGCACCGUCGAGAGCUGUGUGACUGCAUCGAGCCAAAAGACGACAGCGACAGCGGGUGUUACACCGACUCUCAACGCAUCGUACCCGGUUGUUGCAUCGGGUUCCGAUCCAGAUGCAGUGCAUUGGACCAACCGGGUCAUAGCCUGGUUGUUGCAUCGCAGAGAACACCAGUUCAUAACGGAUCCGUGGUUACUAGCCUUGAAUGAAAAGUUGGCAAAAGCGAAUUUGAAGGAUGGCUUGCAUAUCGAGCUAGAAGCCAUCCAUCCCGAAAGCCAGAGGCCAAAGUUGCACGACGUCCACGUCGUCCUCGAAUCGAAAGAAAGCAUGACGAUUACGGCUGGUGUAACUGCUGAACGAAUAGUGCUCGUUGCCAAGGUUACAAAAGACGGCAGUGCGGACGCCCCAGUCACUCGGUACAAUAUUCAUUUGAAUAACCUUAAGGGAAAGGUCAAAAUCUGCUGCAUCAGCCCUGAGCAACUUUUCGUGGUACGGUUUGUACAGAGACCAGAGGUCAAGGUUUCUCUUCACCCUGCCACUGGUGAAAGCAAACCCCGCUCAGUUGACCAACAUGCAACUGACGACAUUCUGUUGGAGGCUGUCAUGGAUUCCUUGGCGUAUUCUGUGGCAGACCUGUCUUUCUCCGGCCAAAAAGACUUCCCGAACUACCUACAUAAAGAAGCCGUCUCGGAGAUUAUUCAGAGGACGCAACUUAACCAAGUGAGUACAGCCCCAACGCUGACCAAGCACGACCAAAGGCUGCUCAUUAAAGUCAUCAAAGGCUCAAGUAUCGGCGGCACUAAAGGGUCCAAAGAGGCCUACUGCACAGUGGAAGUGGACGAACCGCCGCACAGAUACACUACUGCCACGGUGAAGGAGACGACCAAUCCCUUCUGGGACGAACACUUUCUCUUCGACCUCAGCCCAAACUCGACAGAAGUCCUCUUUGAACUCUACGACAAGAGUAGACCAACUGGAGAUAACUUCAUGGGCCUGGGCAUCGUUAGCAUCGAUGAAUUGAAGCGCGUCCCUAGCCAGCGUCAGAUCAUCUCGUUACAGUCACGUCCACUGGAAUACGACGACGUUUCUGGGUCUCUCACUGUAGAGUUCCUGUACAUGGAAGGUUCCCAGAUUCCCGUGUCCGGCGACUCUCCCACGACGACAGAGUUCUCUCAGCAUUCGCCACGCCUGGUCGAGAAGAACAGUCGGGUGACACCCGCUGGCACCCUCAUCACAACCACCACUAUCAAGCGGUCACCCACAGCGGAAACGAAAACCCGGGACUUGGAGACCGAGGCCAUCCUCGCUAUCGAAGAAAAACUAAGGAUACUGGAGGGCUCUCCCAUGAAGGCGCUUGAUGAAUCCAUGGUAGAAUUUGUACGGAGCCAGAUUCCAGAGCCUCGCGUCUCCCGGAAGGACUCGACAUGCUCGGACGUCGUACCACCGCCGCUUCCGUCUUCGCCGCCACCUGAUUUACCAGUGUCGCAAACGAGCGAAGAAGAGUCCAACUUAAGUGAAGGGGAUGAAAGUCCGCUACCUCCCAAGGAAGACCUAGAGCAGCAAGCCGAGCAGCAACUGCUCAACCAUGAAUCUGUAGAGAAGACGACAGUUAUUGUAGUUAUGAAGCCAACCGCUCCCGCCAACUCAGACUGGACGAAAGACGUUGUUGCAGAGCAGCCUUCUGAUGAACUGCCGGAAGAAAGAAAUUCGACGGCAGACCAAAACGGCAACAUUCCCCGUGAUGAUGGAGGAUCUCUGACGGAAGCAGCAUUGAAAGAACUGGAGGCGAAAGGCCGGAGCCCAACUGCUACAAAGAGUACCCUCAUUAUUCACAGUGUGCAGCGAGAAGACGCUUGUCCAAGUCUAAAGGUGAAAAUGGACAAGGAAGGACAUUGGCAUGAGGUGUCUCAGUUGGACGACACAUCGCUUUCCAUCUCUCCAAGUAGCCUUCGAAGGCAACCUAACAACUCCAUACCAGCAUCAUUAUCCUGUAGCGAGGCCGAAGGAGAUGGUAAGCAUCUGAACGGUCCAGCCGACCGGGGCAAAGCAAAAAAGAGGGGCCUCCUGGGCACCCUCCGCAAGAGGCUCAGCUUCAAGAAGAACCGAUCCAAGUCCGCGGAAAGGCGCGCGGACAACGAUUCUCUGAGCAGCCGUUCCACGGACAGAGCAAAGUCCGUACCUCUGGGAAGAAAUGCGUCUCACUUAACUGUUCCAGGUGCAAGGAAUGGCGGCAGUACUCGUAGCAGCAUCAGCGAAGGUUCUGGAAUAAGUGCUGCUUCCAGCCGAACGUUCGUCAGUGACAAGUCUCUCUUGGUGAUAGAGGCUAAGGAGAACAACGUCCUCAGGCACUACCUCAUCCCAACAAGCCUCGCACAUCGCAAUAAAUGGAGGAAGAAAGGCGCAAAACUACACAUUUAUAACGAUCACGUCUUCAUAGCCAAGCACAUACAAGGUGGUGUCCAGUGCCAUAUCUGCGGAAAUCUCAUAGCAAGGCGACUAGGAAAGCAAGGUUACGUAUGCAGAGGAUGUAGCCUCCUAUGUCACAAGUCUUGUCACAUCAAAGCAGAGAGCAUCUGUGCGAACAGUUCUGUCAGCAAGAUGCAGUUGGAACCAGUCGCCGACCCACGUGACACGAGAAUCAAAUCAAGUUGAUGAUCUCCUCGGCUCACUCGUGAUGUUGGUCAACAUAGUAUGAACUGCUGCCGAACGCUGUACAGUGCUUUCAUUUUUAUUUCAGACGUGACCGGUGUAAAACGAGCUGCAUAUUGCAAGAGUGCAUAAGUUAUGACACAUUCGCUCUGUCGGAUAAGAAUCUUAACGUUACUAUUGAUAUCGACGGCUUUACCAGGACAGCCCUGCUGCUGAAAGAACGCAGUGUAGAGUUUUAUUUCUCACGCUAUAAGUUUGACCUGCCGCAGCCAGCAUGUGAAUAUAGUGCCAGGCAGUCGCGUGUUCUAAGGGAAUUAUUAAUGCUGUAGUUAUGUUAAGUGGAAGUAAUGCUGCAAUUGUUCGUGUUGCCUGCGAUCAUUUUUGUCGAAGUGAGCUUGGUUUCCGACUACCAGGCGUUGUUGACUUCCCAUGCAUGAAGUAAUAUAUUAUUGUUAUCUACAAAUUUGAAAGAAAUGCAGAUAACUCUUAUUGAAGUUUGGCAUACUUAUUGUGCAGAGUAUAUUACAUAUUAUGGGCGUACCUUAUCGUGCCCGAUAUAUCUUAGGAGCAAAUUUCGGAAAUGUGCUAGCUCGAAGGCUGCGCGCAUUAAUAAGACUAUACCAUCUGAAGAAUAUACUUAAAACGGGACAGUGCCUAUGCUUAGAUGCGACGAGUGUGGAACGGAGAGUGUUCAUUCAUUGAGUCAGUUUCUAUUUUGUAUGCCAGGACAGCCACAAGGUUAGCUACGCUUUCUGUCACGAUAGCGUGCUUAAAAUGGUGUGUAGGUGCUUUGCUGUUUGCUGUUACAUGUCUUGGCACUGAGGGCAUUUUCACAGAAAUCAUCCUCUGAAAAUGCCAUACUUACAUUGAAAAAACACUGAUCGUGACGAGUGAUCGUGAAUGGAUUUCUGACUGCCAGGUAGAUAUUUUCCGUCCUGGGUGCCUGUGAAUGGAGUAAGAGCGUAGCUUGCAGGGCUCCCCACUCUUUGCGUGUUGAUGUAUAAACAGCGUUUGUUCUGACUGUUACGGCGCCGAUUAUGAUCCGUGUGAACUUGCUUCGAUGUUUUACUCGAACUCGCUUCUAACACAUGAACUUUUACUUUUCAUUCCAUCUCUAUUAAAACCGAGAAGUAACAUUUGCUGUGUAUAAAAUUUAAGAUAAGCGGAGGUAGGUCAGGUUGCGUGGAAGAACGUCCACGAAUACAACUCAAUCGCAAGCUUGAAACUAUAGAUGUGUGCCCGCCAUACUACACGUACGAAGAGACGAUAGGAGAUUUGCGAAUAUUACUUCGUGUCGAUUCGUGUCGUGUUGCUGCGGCUUAUUAACGUCCUCUAGAAAAUAGCAUUAUGAGGAAGAAACAUACACAAGUCGUGGCAUGACAUAAGGUUCUAAUUCGUUGCUUAAAGUGAAGGUGCUGGCUGUGAUGCUGCAACAGCCGUACAUGUACAAAUAACGUUGCUGUGUAUAUUUCAGGCGCUGCAAUAAUGGCUGGUUACAAUCAUAACAUAUGCCCCAUACCACAAGGGGAAAAUUGACAACUGUUGUGUUACUGAAUGGACUAGUCAGGUAUACUAACGUAUGUGUACAUGCUAAAGAGAACUAUCUCCAAAAUACAGUCGCUUUUAGUACUUCAGAAACGCAAGCUGCAGUGAAAAUUGUUGAAAUUGACGUUGUAUUUGUAUUAGUUGUGCUGUUAUUCCUGCUGCGGGAUGCCUCUGCUUCUGGUAUGUCCUCAUGCAUGUUGAUACAGAGGCAAUUAACCACGGAUUCUAAAAUUGGUUUUAUAUUCUCUAUUGUGCAGAAACAAACCUUUGUUCUGCUGUUCUUCCACAGCAGUAGCGAUGUUUCUAGGUGAUAGCAAUAUAUGAUACAUGAAUUUGAGGCCAAUGGUAAUAAAAGCUGCAUUUCACGACUUUA